Messenger RNA from Trypanosoma theileri, 1029 nucleotides. Its product is annotated as mitochondrial RNA binding complex 1 subunit. The record is from RefSeq and is a predicted model, not a curated record. The transcript has a single exon. NCBI's taxonomy places the organism in Eukaryota, Euglenozoa, Kinetoplastea, Trypanosomatida, Trypanosomatidae. Bases 1 to 1029 code for a protein of 342 amino acids. Gene Ontology annotation, molecular function: protein binding.
AUGUUGCGCCGUAGUGAUCUUCUUCUGAAGAAGGGCUGGACACACAAUCCGGGACGCACAAGACGCGGUGGGAAGAAUCUCGCCUGGCGACCAAAGAUAUCUGAGAAAAUUCUUGAGCAAUUUAUUCCCCUCAACCUCGCAUUCCCGCGGCGUCACCCAAACUCUUGGCAAGAGCUGCAAUUUCGCUUUUUGGGUUAUACGAAAUGGCCGAAAGAGAUUGGAUUCUACAAUGCUGGUGAUAAUUUUGAAUUGACUCCAGAGGCAAUGUACAGAAUUUAUUUAAAAAAUCGAGACGAGGAUUUUUGGUCACGACUGCAUAACGAAAAGACGAUAGUACAUUUAAUGCCAAAAAUAGAAAAGGAACCGAAGAAGUAUAUGGAACGAGUAGAUGACAUAUUUAGACAUCACCUUAAAAGAUUUGGAGCUGAUCAUUAUAUUUAUAAUGCUGUCAUGCAGGCAUCUGCUUUUGCUAAGGAUAUUCUUCGCUGUGAACAAUUGCUAAAUGAAAUGCGAUCACUUGGUCUUGAGCCAAAUGCCCAAACAUACGUGAACAUGAUGCUGGCAGUUCACCUAACUGGUGGACCCCGUGAAAAGGCGGAGGCAUAUAUGAAUGAAGGAGUGAAAACUGGAGCUUUGUCUGCCGUCAUGAGGCUUGAUACAGAAUUUCAAAUGUGGAUGGAUCAGUUUAAGCGUCUUGGUUCUUUUACAGCAAAUACAGGUUACUUGUCAGUGAAUGAUGAGGGGGCCAAGCCGAUGCCCCGCGAUAUGUGGGCUUUAUGGGGAUGGCAUCAUUCUGAACCAAAGUUUAUUAGCCGUAAACGUAUGAUUAAUGAACAAGUUUCUAAUCGUGUACGAUGUGGUAGGGAGUUGGUGGGUACUGUGUAUUCAAAGGCACGCCGUCAACCAUGGGCGAAGUACAAUGGUAUGCUCCCAUUUGACUUUAAUGGUCCGGCGCGCCGAAACACCGUUUCUUUUAAGGACGCUCCUGCUCCUGCACACAAUUUUGAAGUGUGUGGAUCGGCGUUCUAG